ACGGGGUAUAGAGGCUAGAGAGAGGCCAAAUAGCGCUCUCCCCUAUCUUAACAUUCACAUUUUCCGCUGCAAGUCAGUUAUUCGCGGCAAGUGCGACCACUCAUCGUGAUUGCUUUGUUGAAGAUACUUGUUACUUGAAUUCCGCAGUUGUUUACUUCAUGGUUUCUCUAUUCAAAUUUGGUGUGUGAAUUUAUUUGAAAGCGCAUAUUUUCAUAUCCACAUGAAUAGACGACUGAUCGCAUCGAAUUUAGCUUAAAUAUUUCCUUAGAUGUCAGAGAAUAACAAGAGAGAGGAGAUUUCACAGAAAGGAAAUGAUUGGGAAGUUGUGGCGCUCACGGAAUCUGCUUAUGCUGCUGCUCCUGGUCCCAAAAACAUUCUGGAUAUUAGUGACAGCAAUUUAAGUGGGGAUGAUGAUUCUGAGACUGCUCGUGCCAUGUUCAUGUCUGGCCACUUUGGACUUUCGCCUAAUGUGCACGAGAACUUUCCACUAGAACCUGAAUGCAAGGAGAAGUGUUCUGGAGAGGGCCAUGACCAUGAUGUCCAUCAAGUUACAGAACAGCAAGGUAGUAAGUCAGAUUUAAAGCAAGACGAAAGUUUGAAUAUAGAAGGGCUCAUUUCUGAUGAAUUUUCCGGAGCUACAGAAUUUGACAAAAAAUAUGGUUCUGACUUGGGCGACAUUGCAUCCUCAAAAUCGAUAGACAAAGAGCAGGGCGUGUAUGUGACGGGGAAGAGCUCUUAUAGUGAUGCUGUUGCAGCAGGCAUGCCUCUCAUUGCUGAUGAGGACAUGGGCACUGCUGAAGAAUUUGAAUCUCCGGAUGAUGCUGCGAAGUCAAAAGUGCAUAAACAUGUUGAAGAAGAUAAGUUUAGUGAGCCGACUGAUCUUCCGUGUGAUGCUUGGUGGAGAAUACGUGCUGCUUCCUUGUAUGGCCACGCGAAAAAUUGAAAUCCAUAUUGGUCUCUCAUUGUUGCUGCAGCUGUUAUUGGGCUUGUGAUUAUUGGUCGCAGGUGGCAGCGUGAUAGGCUGCAAGCUUUUCAACUCAAGUCACAAUUGACUAUAGACAAUUAGGAUGCUCACUGGAUCCCUAGUCCUGUGGGACGAGUUAAGGGUGUAUUGGACUGAGCUCAGUGACAGAAGGCUAACUACUGAAAGGAAAGAAAACAUAAAUGUCCUGUGCAUUGUCUACCAAGAUUUGGGAACAAAUUAUAUCGCGCUUUUUUACUGCAUUUGCUCGUGACGAGGUACAUUUGGAUAUAAAUAUGUACUGUAAUCGACACUAGGAGCUCAUACCUAUCAUAUGCCCGCGUUUAGUUUGUCUGAAUUAGUGCAAACUAUGAACGAGGCAUCACAGGCGUGGCUUGUUGGAAGCUGGUUUUUGUAACUACUGAGAUGUAAAUUAUAAACAGUGUGUAUGGUGACAUGUUCAUAUUCUGAUAAUACUUAUCAUAUAAUCUUGCAAACUCUGGUUA
Salvia splendens (bonfire salvia) is the source of this 1467-nucleotide messenger RNA. Its product is annotated as ATG8-interacting protein 2. Lineage: Eukaryota; Viridiplantae; Streptophyta; Magnoliopsida; Lamiales; Lamiaceae. The record is from RefSeq and is a predicted model, not a curated record. The coding region runs from base 269 to 943 and encodes 224 amino acids. Gene Ontology annotation, cellular component: intracellular membrane-bounded organelle. The transcript is spliced from 3 exons.